AUGGCGAAUUCAACGCCCGCUCCGAAUCAGCGGGUAGCUCCCCAUUUAUCUCCUGGCCAUGUUCAUAAUGCUGUGACGGCUCUGCAAGGUGCCACCACUGCCUUUCGCACAAGCGCUUCUAGAAGCAAUUCGCCUGCAGUCGCCCACAGAACCGGAGGAGCCGCUGAUAUCAACAGCUAUGAUCUCGGCCCCGGUCCCCGUCCCGAUCUUGAAGCCGAAGUGCCACCCGAAGUUGGUUCCGUAAAGGACAAGAUCGGCAGGUAUACUGCCCAUUCUCAGAAUGCUCUCGAGAGUGUUCGCAAGAGCCCAGCAACUUUUAGACCGGAAUCCCCUCAGCAGAUCGCCGCCCGGUUUGCUGCGGAACAUGUCCCUGUACAUAGGAAAAAUGCAGCAACAACCACAGAUACUAGUGGUGUGAUACGAGGCACAAAUGGACACCAGCCAAAGAACGAUAACAACGUACGAGAUGUGAAAGCGUUCGGUCCAAGCUCAGCCGAGAGCGUCGCAACGAACAAUAAUCCGAUCGGGCGACACUCCCAGGGUGAGGAAGCUGGGCCGACUCGAGAUUUAUCUAUCCGUCGAAAGCCGAUCAUACAACCACCUAAUACACCUCUAGACUCUACGCAACAUGCAGUGGCAAAGUCACGUCCAAUACCCCCAGCACCUCGAAAAUCACGACUAGUCACAGGCGGCCCAGGGUCAGCGGAACCUGCCACUAGAAGCGGGCAGCCCAGUGAACUGAAGGCCUCCCUCGAGCCACUAAGUUCUUGCUCCUUCGGUCCCUCCGAGGAUCUAUCUACCUCAUCAAAUGAGAAAGCUCCUGUAUUGCCUCCACGGCCUGGCGGAUCACCCACGCCUAACGGUGGUUUAAGUAAUCAUCGAGCCCUUCUGGUGAAGAAUGGUGUCCCAAGCCGAUCAUUAAGCCCGACCGCUUCGUCGAUUUACGAUCGACGACAUAAUAGCAGUACUCCGAGUGUGCUUGAUGAUUCAACUAGUUUGAGUGAAGGCGCCCUUUCAGAUGCAAUCGUCGCAUCAUCAUUGGCAUCCUCCCGAGCACCACCUACAAGGAAGGGCCCACCACCUCCCCCUCCGCACCGUCAAGCAAGGUCGCGUUCAAUAUUACGUUUUCACAACAAUGGGAGAGAGUUUUCCCAAUCUCGAAGCCCAUCCAGCCCUUUGCGACAUACACUCCGAAACCCUGCUAAGUCGGACGAUGAAGAUGAUAGUCACCACCGACAUAGAACACAUAUCAUACGGAAACACCCACAUAAACAUCACGAAGGCGAUCGGAAGAGAUGGCGGAGCGAGCUUACGGAGAAGGAGAGAAAACGCUACGAGGGCGUAUGGGCGGCCAAUAAGGGGCUCCUCGUUCCUACCAAAGAAGAAGUGGACAGGCAAUGUUCCGAACAUGAUCCACUGCGAGACAUAUGGCCUUCAAAUACCUCGGAGAUGGUAGUUAACAUUGUGGUUCGAGACAUCUGGUCUCGGAGUCGCCUCCAAUCCUUCGUGCUGGAGCAGAUCUGGGAUCUAGUUGAUACACAAAAGAUUGGGCUCCUAACAAAAGAGGAGUUCGUUGUUGGGAUGUGGUUGAUUGAUCAGCAACUGAAGGGACACAAACUGCCUGUGAAAGUUCCGGACAGUGUCUGGGGCAGCGUGAAGCGUGUGCCUGGGAUUAGUUUACGCGACAUUGACUUCCAUUCCUGA
Messenger RNA from Aspergillus caelatus, 1704 nucleotides. RefSeq names its product protein irs4 (gene irs4). Lineage: Eukaryota; Fungi; Ascomycota; Eurotiomycetes; Eurotiales; Aspergillaceae. The transcript has a single exon. The coding region runs from base 1 to 1704 and encodes 567 amino acids. Gene Ontology annotation, molecular function: protein binding. The record is from RefSeq and is a predicted model, not a curated record.